Molecule: messenger RNA, 2869 nt
Organism: Chrysemys picta bellii (western painted turtle)
Lineage: Eukaryota; Metazoa; Chordata; Testudines; Emydidae
Gene: SMARCD2
Product: SWI/SNF related, matrix associated, actin dependent regulator of chromatin, subfamily d, member 2
Biological process (GO): regulation of transcription by RNA polymerase II
Cellular component (GO): SWI/SNF complex; nucleus
Molecular function (GO): transcription coregulator activity
Source: RefSeq, a predicted model, not a curated record
GGCUCUGGGAGAGGGCGGGCACUGCUGGGUGCCGCGCGGUGACUCGCCCUGGGAGCCGCCGCCGCUUCCUAGUAAACAGCCGGGCCGCGGGGCCGCGGAAGCCGAUGUCCGGCCGCGGCGCGUUCCCGCUCAGCCCCCUGACCCCCGCCCCCGGGGCCGCGCCGCCCCCUUCCGCCCCGGGGCCCGGCCUCAUGCGGGGCGCCAGCCCGGCCGGAGCGGGGGCCGCCGGAUACCGGCCCAUGGGGCCCGCCGUCGUCCAGUACCAGCGUCCUGGGAUGCCGCCGGGGAGCCGGAUGCCCAUGGCAGGAUUGCAGGUGGGAUCCCCGUCAGGACCCCCCCUAUGGAGCCGCCUCUCCGAUGCGACCAGGAAUGCCACAGUCGAUCAUGGAUCCCUUUCGAAAGCGCCUGCGGCUCCGCAGGCACAGCCCCCCCUGGCAAGCCAAAGGCGAGGGCUGAAAAGAAGGAAGAUGGCGGACAAGGUCCUACCACAGAGGAUCCGGGAGCUGGUCCCAGAGUCUCAGGCCUACAUGGACCUUCUCGCCUUUGAGCGCAAGCUGGAUCAAACCAUUGCGCGGAAGAGAAUGGAAAUCCAGGAGGCCAUCAAGAAGCCCCUCACGCAAAAGCGGAAGCUGCGGAUUUACAUCUCCAACACCUUCACCCCGGGCAAGGAGGAGGGGGAUGGCAGCGAGCGCGUGGCCUCGUGGGAGCUGCGCGUGGAAGGCAAGCUCCUGGAGGAUCCGAGUAAGCAGAAGAGGAAGUUCUCCUCCUUUUUCAAGAGCCUCGUCAUCGAACUGGACAAGGAGCUGUAUGGACCAGACAACCAUCUGGUGGAGUGGCACAGGAUGCCCACGACCCAGGAGACCGACGGCUUCCAGGUCAAGCGCCCCGGCGACGUCAAUGUGAAAUGCACCCUACUGCUCAUGCUGGAUCACCAGCCUCCGCAGUAUAAACUGGACCCUCGCCUGGCUCGCCUGCUGGGCGUCCACACCCAGACCCGGGCCAGCAUCAUGCAGGCCCUGUGGCUCUACAUCAAACACAACAAGCUGCAGGACAGUCACGAGAAGGAAUACAUCAACUGCAACCGCUACUUCCGCCAGAUCUUUAGCUGCAUUCGCAUGCGAUUCUCAGAGAUCCCCAUGAAGUUGGCAGGCCUGCUGCAGCAUCCGGAUCCCAUCAUCAUCAACCACAUGAUCAGCGUGGAUCCCAACGACCAGAAGAAGACAGCCUGCUACGACAUUGAUGUCGAGGUGGAUGACCCCCUGAAAGCUCAGAUGAGCAACUUCCUGGCCUCCACCACCAACCAGCAGGAAAUCGCCUCCCUGGAUACCAAGAUCCACGAGACCAUUGAGUCCAUCAACCAGCUGAAGACGCAGCGAGAUUUCAUGCUGAGCUUCAGCAACAACCCACAGGACUUCAUUCAGGAAUGGAUCAAAUCCCAGAGGAGGGACCUCAAGAUCAUAACAGACGUGAUUGGAAACCCCGAGGAGGAGAGACGAGCCGACUUCUACCAUCAGCCUUGGGCGCAGGAGGCUGCGGGGAGGCACAUCUUUGCCAAGGUUCAGCAGCGCAGACAGGAACUGGAACAAGUGCUUGGGAUUCGCCUCACCUAAUGGGCUGGGCACGGCUCAGGGGCUCGGCGCUCUCCUUGAGUGCCUGAGCCUGACGGUACAUCUGACUGGAAUGAAAUACAGCACUUGCACAAAGCUCUGAGCGUCUAGUGUCCCCAGGGGCUCCCAGCCCCGCGGCUUCUCUGGGUCGGUGCUCUCGCCAAAGGCACGGGGUGCAGCCUCUGCCUUUUCCCUGCCACUCUUCAUUCCGGCCCCUUUACUGCAUUACUGGCCUAACUUGCUGCCUGCGCGCCUCUCCCCGUAGUGUUCAUUGCAGGCUCGGCGCUCCUCCCCUGGGAACCAGAGCUUCCCCCUUCCCUUCCUCCCCUGGGAACCAGAGCUUCCCCCUUCCCUUCCUCCCCUGGGAACCAGAGCUUCCCCCUUCCCCUCCUCCCCUGGGAACAGAGCUUCCCCCUUCCCUGGGACCCAGAGCUUUCCCCUCCCCUGCCUGCCUGGGCCAGAGCCUUGCUGGAGUCGCUGACCAGAGGGUACGAGCUCUCCCUGAGCUGAAGCCAAGGGGCCUCCUAGGCACUUCUCCAUACUGAGCGAUGCGGCCAGAGCGUCACAACAGCCCCACAGGCUCCUGAGCUUCAGCCCUGGGAGGCCAAGGGCUUCGCCUGCUUCCCCCUGAGCCCGUGCCAGCCUCUCCCCUGCGCGCGGCGGGCAGGCAGUGGCUGGCACUUUUGAAACCAAAGCUUUGUCCAUUCCAAAGGCCGGCCGAGCUGGCGUUGUGUUUUGCACUAUGUUUGUGAGCAGGGUUUAUAAAACGAAGCCUUUUGUACAGUGGGUUUGUAUUUGAUUAAUAGACGAGGUUUCCCCCAGUCCUGCGCUCACACCUAAACCUAUGCAAUGGGUUCACUUAGUCUGAGUCGCUGACAAUCAGCUGAAUGUUCCAGCCUCCCUCUUCUCACAUCCAGCGGGUGGGGGGCUGCUGGGGCAGGGGCCGGAAGAGGCGGCUCUGCCAACUGCCUGCAGACUCCAUUACUCAGGGCAGUGCACAUAGGACUAGACCAAGGGGAGAAGCCAGUGUCUCUGUUCCAACAAAGGUGACACCAUGAGCUGGGCUCUCCCAUGUGCCUUAGCCCCAGCCCUGCCCCUUAUGCUGCCCUGGCAGGAGGGAACAGGGGCAGUUUCCUGGGGGGCAGGGCAGCCCUGCAUGGUAGAAUUAGGCAGGCAGGGGCUGGCAGUGAGGCUUGGGCCGCUUGCUCUUGUAACCAUUUUGUCUGGGUUGGAUAUUUUCUAAUAAAAACAUUUUAGCAGCA